Paramecium pentaurelia is the source of this 1730-nucleotide messenger RNA. Lineage: Eukaryota; Ciliophora; Oligohymenophorea; Peniculida; Parameciidae. The record is from the annotation of a GenBank genome assembly.
AUGACAAGAAUUUAGAAUUCCUUUCUUACCAUAUAUUACUUCUAUGGUCUGUUAAUAUAUUUUCAUAUUUAUGAGACUUUAAAAUUAAUUAUUUUUGCAAGUUCUUAUGUUUAAUAUAAAUAUUAAAUAAUCUUCCACUUUGUAAAUUUAAUUAUGUAAACAAGAAAUUGGAGAAAGAAAAAACAACUUUUAGAAAAACUGGCCUAAAAAAAUGAAGCAAGUAUUAGAGCGAUAAAUAAUUGAUAGUAGCAAUGACAAAAAAUGACCAGUAGUUAUUUGACAGUAAUAGGGAAUUUUUCUAGAGGUUCUAGAAUUUCUAUGAAAAUGUUAAGGAUAUAAUUAUUCCAUCUUUAUAGUAAUCAAUUUUUGUAUUCAGGUUUCUAUAAGAAUAAUUUCAUAUCUCUGAAUUAUUAACUGACCAGGAAGUGCAUAAAUUACAAAGAGAUUUACAUGAAUAAUGGACACCAAAAUUACGAAAGAAUUGGACUGAUGAUGAUAAAUAGAUUCUUAUUUGGGUUGUAUUAAAAAUAUGUUCAAGGGAUGGAAUUAAUAUUAGAAAAAUUGUAAAUUUUUAUCUAAUUUAAGCCUAAUAAAAUAUGGGAAGAAGUAGUAUAAUUGAUUAGUAGACGUACAGUUGAAUAAUGUAAAAAUAAAUGGACCGAUUUAUUAAAAUUAUCAUUAUAAUAAAUACCUUGGACAGAGGAGUAAGAUCUAUUAUUACUAGAUUUAAUUAAGUAAAUUUGAUUAUGUAUUUUUAGAAAAAGCAAAGAAGAGGGUAAAUAAAAUAAAUGGUGUAGUUUAGCCAAUUUACUUAAUUUAUAAUUUAAAGAAUCUCCAAGAACAGGAAAGUAAUGUAGAGAAAGAUGGAAUAAUCAUUUAAAUCCAGAUAUUAAUAGACAUCCUUGGAAUCUUGAAGAAGAUAUAGAAUUAUUAGAAAUUGUAAAAAAGCAUUAAAGAAAAUGGGCAUUUAUUUCAAAAAAUUUAAAGACUAAAAGAAGUGAAAAUGCAGUUAAAAAUAGAUUUAAUUGUUUACUGAAAAAAAAUCAUUGCAAUUCUAUUACAACUCUCUUAAAUAUCUUAAAAAGUAGAUAUAAAUCUGAGAAUUAAGCUAUUCCUUUAUCAAUUCUUAAGAAAUAGAAAGCUCAUCAAUAUUUACCAAAAUAUUAGGAUCAUACCAAAUAAUAACAUAAUAUUUAAUCAACACCAUUUACAAUAGGGAUAUUUGAAACUCUUAAUUAAAGCGACCUAAUAAAUCUUCAACCAGCAUUUUACAAUCAACAUACAUAAUCUAUUAUAAUGAGUACUAAAUAAUAAUUAUAAAACUAUCUAAAUAAUCAAAUUGUUAAAGUAGAACAUGAAAUAGUAUUGAAUUUUGGAAGUGAAAUGAAUAAUUAAUAACCAGAAUUAUUAAAUCAUGGUUCUAGUAUACUCAAUAUAAAUGAUUCUUCAAAUUUUGUUAGAUAUGUACCAGGUAUGAUACCUAUUAUGGCUUAAAAUUAAUUAGGAAUAGAAGAUAAAAAGUAAUUAAUAAUAAUAAUAAUAAAUUUAGAUCUUAAUUUAAUAUUCCUGGAUUGCAAUUAUAAAUUAAUCAAUAAAAUGCAUUGUUAAGAAAUAAGAAUUGUAGUUCAUUCUAAUAUUUUUCAACUUAAUAAUAAAAUGAAAAUACAGAAAAAUCAAUUCAAAAUAAUAGUUCAAUAGAAUAAUAGUAAGAUUAAAGUACAAUUAGUUGA